GACUGAAUUUAUUGCGACGAUAACGGCGUCGACCUGAAGACAGACAGUGUUUGGAAAUCCACCGCUAGUGGAACGGUGUCCGUUAAAUACGGAACGUUUUCCAACAAAACCAUGGAUCGAAAGAUCCAACAUUUCACGGAAAAAACUAACCAGUUUGAACAUCGCGUCCAUCGGUAGCCAGCCACCUUCUUUCGAUCGAUCGCACACAAGAGUCUGAGAUGGUGUCACCGGGGAGAAAUGUGUUUAAAAUAGUGGAACAAAAGUGAACCAGGUUAUUUCGGCUUCUUACGCUUCAAGUAGCCAUUGCUUUGGCACAAGACAUAUUCGAUGUCGGAAGCUACGAAGAAGGUCCCUGUGGACGCUGGAUGCCAGGUGAGGUGGAUCUGCGCUCAUUCGACCUGAUUCGCGAGUUCCAUCUGGAUCAACAUGAAACGAACAAUCGACAUGUGUACAGCAUCGAGGGGAGCAAUAUGUACCAAACCGCAUACCGGCUGGAGAGCGAAGCAAAUCUUACCAUGAGAUCUAUCGAUGCGUUUCCGCGCGGUCUGCCACAUCAAUUUUCGCUUGAGUGUACCUAUCGGACGGAAGGCGAACCUGCCGCGCCUUGGCAUUUGUUCGAGGUGACGAACGAACAUCACGAGAGUCAGCUAGCCGUUACCAUGAACCCGAGCAGACAAACGCUAGAAAUUGGUCUCCCGAGCGAUGAGGGAGAUCUGCAGGUGGUGGAGUAUCAUCAUGCAGCUCUAUUCGACCAACGAUGGCACAAGAUCAUGUUGGGCGUGACGAACGACUAUCUGAAUUUAUGGGUGGAUUGUGAACCUGUCAAGGACGUGGAAGGCAAUCUCAAUGCUCCGCUGGAUACUCGCGGACGGUUCGACACCAACAACGGUUACGUGUCAAUGUCUCGCUACGCAGAAACCUCAGUGAUGGAGCCAGAGUCCCCGAUAAUAGAUCUCCAAUGGAUGGUCAUGAACUGUGAUCCCGCUCGGCCAGCCCGUGGCAAUUGCGAUGAACUUCCCCUGUAUGAUGUUGCUCAUAUAUCAACCAAUCUACCCCACGGUCAGGAGCCAAAAGCGGACUGUAAUGCUGUCUGCCCACCCGGAUACAAUGGAACUGAUGGAGCACCGGGAAUACCAGGUUUACCAGGCGAGAAGGGCAGCAGGGGUGAACCGGGAAGACGUGGCCCACCUGGUCCUCAAGGUUUACCAGGUUUAGCUGGUUCAAUGAUGAUAGGACAGAAAGGAGAAACUGGUGCAGUAGGUCAGAAGGGAGAACCUGGUGUUGGUGCAUUAGCUGGAGCUGCCGUUCUGGGUGCUCCUGGAUUACCCGGGCCUCCCGGACCACCUGGAUUCGGAAUCAAAGGCGAGAAGGGUGAUCGAGGUACUGAUGGCUAUCCUGGAUUAAGAGGUGAAUCAGUACAAGGUCCACCUGGUCGACCGGGCCUUCCAGGACCGGUGGGACCUCCGGGAUUUGGUGCUAGAGGAGAGAAGGGUGAAAGGGGUGAACCAGGAUUACCUGGUCGAGAUGGUCUAGCUCUGACUGGACUAACCGGUAUUAAGGGAGAGAAGGGAGAACCGGGCGAGGUUGCGCACGCCUCGAGCUCACGAGGAGAAAAGGGUGAAAAAGGAGAUACUGGAUCGCGAGGUCCUACAGGUAUUCAAGGUAUACCAGGACUACCGGGAGCCAUGGGACCUCCUGGUCCACCUGGGUUUACCGCACCUGACAGCGGAUACGCAACAGGAAACAUUGGGCUGGCUAUACCCGGUCCACGAGGAGCACCUGGUGCUCCAGGUACCCCUGGAGCUCCAGGACCACCAGGUCCCCCUGGUUUACCAGCUGAAGUGGGUUCUUCAGGCGGUGGUAGAUUCUAUGAAAACUUCAUGAGUUAUGGACAUCGUGGACCAGUUGGACACACAGGUUUACCUGGCGAACGUGGUGCUGGUGGUGAAAGAGGACCCGAAGGUUCGGUUGGAUAUCCUGGUCCUCCAGGACAAGAUGGAGCCCCUGGGAUGCAAGGAACCCCUGGUAUUCCGGGACAACCGGGUUCCCCUGGACUACCAGGUCCUCCGGGAAGAAGCUUCACCGAAUCUGAAGUACGGGAUAUAUGCGCAGCAGUGUUGCGAGAUCAGUUGGCAGAACUAACGGAAGGCUUGAUUGGACCACCAGGUCCUCCAGGUGUUUCCAGGCCUGGACGACCAGGGGUUCCUGGUAAACCAGGAUCAAAAGGGGAUCGUGGCUACUCCGGUCCUCCUGGGGACAGAGGUUAUCCUGGUGAACCAGGGAACCCUGGAUUGCCGGGUGUUCCGGGUGAGCGAGGUGAACCAGGUGUCGAGGGUAGACCUGGACACGAUGGUACCGGAAGAGAUGGCGCACCAGGUCUACCAGGGCCACAAGGUUCCCCAGGAAGAGAGAUUCAGGGACCUCCGGGUCGCCAGGGUGAAAGGGGGGAAUCAGGAAAACCAGGUGUAUCUGGCGCUCGAGGUCCCCCAGGUGUCCCCGGUGCUUGUCCAAAUGAUUGCUAUUUGGCAGCGGCGGCUGCUGCCCAAAGCCUUCGUGCAAACCAACAAACAAAGGGACCUUCUUACUAAGUCAUAAUAGAAUGUAAACAAUCACAUUUGGAAUAGCUAAAGAGAAAUAAUAAACUCUUAAAAACUACCUGCAGCCGGCAUGUAGCCGGGAACCACUGCAACAAGAUGUAACCGCAAGAAAUACCCUGAUGAUUAAAUAUGUGCAAACCAUCACAAAUUACCACCUGCCAUAAUACCUUCCAGUUACGAUCGCGGCUACCGUACUUCCAGUUGAGACGUAAUUUAUCCUCACGAAUCAAAAACCGCCCGUGAAACAGGUUUGUUCUAACUAAUAAAGAAAUUAUAUGAAAACAUGCAAUGGAAAAACGUCAAUAAUGGCAACCGAUCAGUUGGGGCGUGCAGAAACUGAAGGUUACAUUGCGUUAGGAUAAUUAGGUUGUUGUAUUGCAGAUUUUGAAUAAAGUUGACACGAGUGAAAAUUAUGAAAAUUGAAAAUAGUACAUUUUUCAUUAUUAGAACAAAAGUUGAAAAAUCGAACUUUUUUUUUUUUGGUGAGGAGGCAAAGUGGUCACUCGCACAUGUCACGCUAGAAGGGUUAGAUUUAUGCGUGUUUUCUUGUCCAAAUAUGUUUAAAUCUUUAUUGAAAUAGUAGGUACAUGUAUGAAAUGAGCUAGGCCUAUUCACCUAGAGUCGUAAUUGCAAUUUUCUCAGACGUACAAAAACGUAGUAGGAAACACACAACGUUUUUCAUAAUGAGGCUUGGUUUUGGUUGGGGUGGCAUAUUCCUCCUGUGUCAAAACUACAAAAGGGACCUCUUCAGAAGCAGAAAGUGAUAAGAUAUAUCAGCUUUUGAUAACAGAACUUUGUCAGUAGUAAUCUCCACUGACUACUUUGCCCCCCAUACAACGAAAUGCUAAAUAUGUGAAAUAAUCGCUGAAAUUAAACAAAAUAUCUGUUCAGCUUUCCUACAAUAUGUGAACAGUCGUUCAAACUGUGGAUUUGUCGAAAAUAACAGGUCAAAUAAACUAAAUUCACUAAAAAUUCUUUAAAUUCGAAACGCACAAAACUACGGCCGAAUGGCUACCGAGAGAGCGAUUUUUAUUUUUAUUUAUAUUUCGACAUGCGAUAGCUCCACUGAAGAGUCAAGAGUCAUAAAAUUCUUCAAACAUAAGAUGACUAUCAAUACGGUAUCAAUAGUCAAUAGUUAUACAGGUCGGGCUCGAUUAUCCGGAGUAU
This is a messenger RNA of Toxorhynchites rutilus septentrionalis, 3764 nucleotides long. RefSeq names its product collagen alpha-1(IX) chain-like. The record is from RefSeq and is a predicted model, not a curated record. The transcript is spliced from 14 exons. Bases 366 to 2588 code for a protein of 740 amino acids. Lineage: Eukaryota; Metazoa; Arthropoda; Insecta; Diptera; Culicidae.